This is a messenger RNA of Panthera uncia (snow leopard), 2371 nucleotides long. It is a transcript of the gene MTRFR, whose product is annotated as mitochondrial translation release factor in rescue. Gene Ontology annotation, cellular component: mitochondrion. NCBI's taxonomy places the organism in Eukaryota, Metazoa, Chordata, Mammalia, Carnivora, Felidae. Gene Ontology annotation, biological process: translational termination. The coding region runs from base 1854 to 2357 and encodes 167 amino acids. Gene Ontology annotation, molecular function: translation release factor activity. The transcript is spliced from 3 exons. The record is from RefSeq and is a predicted model, not a curated record.
GCCUUGUCUCCGACUCUCUUCCUUUCUUUGUCCCUGCACUCAAUUCCAAGGCUGCCCUGGCCGGUCAGAUUUACCAACCAGCGGAAGAGAAACCCCAAGGGAGGCCCUGGGCUUGAGUUCCACAACAAAUCUGAUCCAGGGACUAGAUGCUGUCUGGUACACAAAGGAAUCUUGUUCUGUGGAUUGAAAGCAGAAAUAAGGGAAAGGGGAAUUUUGGGCAUCGACUCAGUCUCAUUCACUUCACUCGGUUACAGGGGAGCGGAUUCUUUGUUGCAGCGAUUUCAGAAAAGCGCCUGAGUUUAUGGGUUUAUCGUUUCUCUGCUCGUGAGCGGACUUUGGAGAGACCUGACACACGAUAAACAAACCCGGUUGUUUUUAAGUGGCACCGGCACACUCUGUUUCAAAAUCUAGCCCCUUGCAGCCACAGAGCAUCUUGCCAAUGCCACGCUAAUCCUCGCCCCAAGGGACUGACCUACACGCUGAAUGGCGUACUUUUCAGAAAGAAGUUACGAGUUUAGGGGUGCCUGGGUGGCCCACUCAGUUAAGCAUCCGGUUUCGGCUCAGGUCAUGAUCUCCCGGAUUGUGGGUCCGAGCCCCAUGUCGGGCGCCAUGCUGACAGCUCAGAGUCUGGAGCCUGCUUCGGAUUCUCUCUCUCUCUCUCUCUCUCUCUCUCUCUGUCUCUCUGUCUACCCCUCCCCCGCUCGUGCCGUCUGUCUCUCUCUCUCUCAAAAAUAAAACACUUGUUUAAAGAAAAGAAAGGAGGAAGGAAGAAGUUACGAGUUUAGACUACAAUGUCAGUCAUAGAAUUGAAAAUUAGCAUUGGCAUAAGGCUUGAAAAACAGAUUUCAUUGUUUUUAUUUUCCAUAGAGGGAAAGAGAUGAACACCUUACUGUCACUCUAGAGAUGGCCAGUGUCAUCUCAGGGCCAGCUGAGAGGACUACUCAGAUAGAUACACGUGAAAUGACAGAAGUGCAUGUGGUUACAAGGCAGCAAUGCCCAGCAGCAUGUGUCUGCAUUGAGCUUCCACAAAGCUAGUUGGAGACCAGCGUGGGCUCAGUGGAAGUCAGCAGCCAGACCUGACAUCCCACGACAACAAAGCAUCUUCUGACUAGACUCCAAGCUCCAUGAAGACAGAGGCUCACUCUUUUCCGCCUCACACCACUCACUACAACCCGUGUGGCAUUUUGAACCUAACAGGCACCUUACUAAAAAUCCGCUGAUUUCACGGUUCCAGUAAGGAGCGCCACUUGGAUCACGUUAUUGGCAGUGCGUCUGAGGGAACAGAUGUUCCUAUUCAAAUCCAUGAAACUGGAAACAUUAAAAAACAACAAUCAUGACAUUGAUUGAUAGUGAUAUUUACCGUGUCAGACUGUGUAAGCUCAGCUAUAAAAUAGACUCGCAUACUGUCGUUCUUUACAUUUUGAUUUCAAAGAUUCUCAAACGUCGAAAUAACGUCGCUUGACUCAGAUCCUAAUUCCCGCUUGAUGCCCUGUAUAAUAUUUCCUUAGCGAAUUACGGCCCUCUUCUGUUGUGUGUCACACACUCACAACCUCUCCUCCCUGAGAAAACGGCACCUCCGGGUGCUUCGAAGAUAUUUUCAGUCCGUCGUAAGAAAACAUGUAUCCGCUGGCAGGGAGCGUGCUGCUAAGGCCACGGGAGAUCAACGCAAGGCUCGCCGCUCUGUCUUUGCCAGUUUCCUAAAUACCUUGGCGACGGGUGGGUGGCCGUGGUCUGAACUGGUUUAUAAAAGGUCGUCCUAGAUCCCGAAGUGUCCUCUUGGGAGCAAACGCGUCUUCCUGAAAGGCUGUCUUUCUUCCUCCAACUCAGGUCCUCAACAAGCAGAGCUCCUCUCCAUGAGUACCUCGGGUUUCUUUCGUUGGCCCGCACCGCUGGCCAGAAUGUGCACGGCGCCGUGGGGACUCGGGCUUCGGGGGAGGCCAGCGCUGUUAGCCCCGGGAGCGGCAGUCACUGCGGUCCAGAUGGCAGGCAGGAGGGACCGCCCCGCUCUGCUGCCUCCCCUGGACGAGAGUGACCUUGAAGAGCAGUUCGUGAAAGGGCACGGUCCGGGGGGCCAGGCAACCAACAAAACCAGCAACUGUGUGGUGCUGAAGCACAUCCCCUCGGGCAUCGUCGUCAAGUGCCAUCAGACGAGAUCAGUCGAUCAGAACAGAAAGCUAGCCCGGAUAAUCCUACAAGAGAAAGUGGAUAUUUUCUACAACGGCGAAAACAGUCUUGUUUACAAAGAAAAACGGGAGGCAGAGAAGAAAAAGCAAGAGAAGAAAAAAAGAGCAAAGGAAACUCUAGAAAGAAAGAAACUCCUGAAAGAACUGUGGGAAUCAAGUAAAAACGUCCACUGAGAAAGAAUUAGAAA